CAUUAUGAUCAUUGGAGUGAAUUGAUGGAGAAUUUUUUAUGUGCCAAGGGUCUCUGGAAUCUGAUUAAAAAUGGUGUUGAAGAGCCUGUGGAGGGUACUAUUCUGUCUAGUGAAGAAUCAGAGCAGUUGGAGAAAUCCAGAAUUGAAGAUCACAAAGUCAAUGAAGAAUCAGAGCAGUUGGAGAAAUCCAGAAUUGAAGAUCACAAAGUCAAACAUUUCCUCUUCAGGGCCAUUGAUAGAUCAAUUUUCGAACAAAUUCUGGAUAGGAGCACAUCUCAGAUGGUUUGGGAUUCUUUGAAAAGAAAAUAUGGAGGAAAUGAUCGUGUGAAGAAAUCAAUGCUCAAUGCAUUGAGAAGGGAGUUUGAGUUGCUUGAAAUGACAGAAAUAGAAACCAUCACAGAAUAUUUUGCUAGAGUCAUGGCAGUGGCAAACAAAAUGAGAAGCAAUGGAGAACUUAUGCCUGAUUCAAAGGUGGUUGAAAAAAUACUUCGAACGUUGACACCAUGUUUCACCUAUAUCGUGGUUUCGAUCGAAGAGUCAAAGGACACAGAGACAAUGUCUAUUGAUGAACUUCAAAGCUCCUUGGUAGUCCAUGAGCAAAAAUUUAAAAAGGUCUACCAAGAUAAUGAACAAGUACUCACAUCAGAAAGCAGUAGAGGAAGAGGAAGAGGAACAUAUCGUGGUCGUGGACGGGGAAGAGGAAGACAAUUUUCUUUAAAAGCCACUGUGCCACCACUUGGGACAUUUUCAGUAUGA
Messenger RNA from Vigna radiata var. radiata (mung bean), 756 nucleotides. RefSeq lists its product as uncharacterized. The record is from RefSeq and is a predicted model, not a curated record. The transcript has a single exon. The coding region runs from base 25 to 756 and encodes 243 amino acids. NCBI's taxonomy places the organism in Eukaryota, Viridiplantae, Streptophyta, Magnoliopsida, Fabales, Fabaceae.